Oryzias latipes (Japanese medaka) is the source of this 1948-nucleotide messenger RNA. Its product is annotated as THAP domain-containing protein 5. The record is from RefSeq and is a predicted model, not a curated record. Lineage: Eukaryota; Metazoa; Chordata; Actinopteri; Beloniformes; Adrianichthyidae.
UUUUGUUCUAAACUAUCUUCAAGUGCCACGAAGAAGUAAAAAAUAUAAAUAAAUAAAUGUAUACAUGCCUUAUUUAUAGCCACAAAUUAAAGCAUUACAGCCAGUUAACGAUCGCACCUUAAAAACGCUCCUGUCAACGUGACGUCAUCUGACUGACGGGCGAAGCGGCGAAUCAGAGCACUGAGCGGAGCCGUCGCGUGCGUUGUGCCGUCAGCACGUCGAACAGCUGAUUCCUCGCGCCCUGUGUGCGCCACGCGUGAAGCAAACACGGCAGCGCAGGGUGCGGACCGGGACCAGGAAGGACUCUCCUUCCUCUUGGCAUGAACGCGGCUGGAUUCGGCAGUCGAAACUCGGCGGACGGAGAUGCCGAAGUACUGCUCGGUGCUGAGCUGCAGGAGCGAGUCCGGCGGCGGCGAGAGGAGAAGCUUCUACAAUCUUUAUCUGUUCGGGUGAUGCUGUCAUUCCCGCCUGUCCACCUCCUAGGUUCCCGCUGCACGACCCGGUCCGGCUGCAGGAAUGGCUAAGAAACAUGGGUCGCCACAACUGGACCCCCUCUCGCCAUCAGUACAUCUGCCACCAGCAUUUUACCCCCUCGUGCUUUAAAGUGCGUUGGGGAAUCCGUUACCUGGAGGCGGACGCCGUACCCACGCUCUUUGAGGCGUCUGAAAAAAGGAAGGCUGUGGAUCAGAGUGGUUGGAAUCCAAAGCGGAUCAGAAGCGAGAAGAAUGGCAGCGUGGCGGUUUCGGAUGACGGCACGGCGGCUUUGGACGCUGUAGAAGUGAAAGACGCUGUGCACGCGGUGCAUCUGUAUAAGGUUGCUGUCAGCCUGUCGCAGCAGGUAGAGAUCAGUUCAGUGGAGCCGGCUGGACCUGGACGUUCUCCUGAGACGGACUUGGACUCUUCAGGUGGAAACAUCUCUCUACCUUCAAACCAGACGGCCAAUGAUCCGACCCGCGGUGAGAACGCGGAGGUGGUGCUGAUGACGGACGGCCAAGAAGAGCUCAUGGAUUCCAUCACUGCUGCCAUUUGGAGUCAGGGCGGCACUCUGGUCACGACCGACCCCAUCUUCUGGGAUAAAGUCCCAGAGGUGACUUACAUGGCGGAAGAUUUCCCAGAGGUCCACGGGAGCGAUCCGGUCAUCGCCUACUUUGAGACGAUACCAAACGUGUAUCCAAGUGAGACCUCCACGCAGUUCACGUCGUCCCCGGAGACGGUGCUGUCCUCAGCUCUGAGCUCAGAGCCCAUCUCCUCCACGGUGCCCAUCACCUCCAAACACUCGCCGCCAUCUCCAGCGCCCAUGGUCGUCGCUCUGCAGAGACCGGACGCCGAUGGAGACGACGGCCUGUCAGAGGCAGAAGAUUCAGAGCAGCUUGAUCACCAGCUUGAAGAACACUGCUACCACAAAAACAGCCUGAGUAAGGAGCAGCUGGAGGCCACGGUGGCGGAGCUGCAGAGGAAGGUGAAGGUGCUGCAGCAGCGCCACCGCCGCCACCUGGAGAAGCUGCUGGCGCUGGAGAGCACGGUGGUCCAGCUGCGGCAGAGCAACCUGCUGAACGAGGAGCGCCUGCAGCUGCUGGAGAGGGCGUGUCUGCAGACGGCCGCAGGGGCGCCACAACCUUCUGGGGCCGUGGCCAUCAUCUACGAGGAAGACGGCGCCGCCUUCGUCUACACGCCACUCCACGAUUCACUGUAAACGUGUUUGCGCCAAAUGAAUUCUGCUGCAAACGUCACGGUACCUGACCACGUUUAGUUCCAAUUAACAUGAGACGUUCCUGAAUGUGCAGAACCGUCUGCUGUCCGUUUUCGCACAAACAGAAAGGAUUGAUUUAAAAAAAAAAGACAAAUGAAUGUUUUAUUUGUAAUUUAUAGUUUGAUUUGUUCUCCCGUCAAUUUUCUGACUCAAUAAAGAAUUUUUGUUUGCAAAAAAAUAAAUCAAUAAAAACGUGUA